This is a messenger RNA of Naegleria lovaniensis, 5076 nucleotides long. RefSeq lists its product as uncharacterized. Bases 1 to 5076 code for a protein of 1691 amino acids. The record is from RefSeq and is a predicted model, not a curated record. The transcript has 2 exons. NCBI's taxonomy places the organism in Eukaryota, Heterolobosea, Eutetramitea, Acrasida, Naegleriidae.
AUGAAUGGCACCCAAAAUACUCAACCACAUGGUGAAGAAAUCGAACAUCAGCAAUCCGAUGAUGAAGCCUCAUCUCAUGCGUCUGGCAAAAGUUGGACUGCCGAAGAUGAUGACUUGUUUGAUCAGUUAAUUUUGGAUUUGUCCAAUUCACUCCAAGCAAACCAUGAUGUUAUUAGUGAGGAUGAUUCCGAAACACAACAUGCUUCUGUAAAACAACUGAGAGAAGAAUUAAAUCAACAUUUUCUUGCUGAAUUAAAAGGAGAUGGAAAGCCUUCUUCAGAAAAUAACACACACGAUGAGAAAAGCGCUUCUGAGCCACAAUCCUCACUAUUAGAAAAUAUCAUGACGAAAGACCAGGUAUCGCCACAGCAAGAACAUAUUGAACAAAAAUCGACACGAGGCAAUUCUGAAACUAAUGCUCCGAAAGAAUCAUUUAGAGAAUGGUUAGAAAUGAACAGGAAAGUAAUUGAUUUAGAAAAAGAAUGUGAAUCCUUGGAAAUUUUGGAAUUGUUUGUUCAACAUAAGGAACAAGAGCUAUUGAAAAAAAUUAUUUCACACUCGAAUCAAGAUACUUCACUUGUAGAAACGUUAUUCUUCAGAGAUAGCAAAAGAAGAUCUACAUCCAAUGAUGGUUUAAAUCAUGAAAAUAGUGCAACAAGUUUUGACGAAGAUUCACAAAUACCUAACAAAAAAGAACUAUCGAAAAAUCACAAGUACAGAACCAAAGCUAAAUCUGAACGUUUUACGAAAUAUGUGCUAAUGUCGGCCAUCAAUUAUUUAUUACCAAGCUCUUCCAUACAUAAGCAUGCUAACAUCAAAAAGGAAAUGAUAUCCUCAUUAUCAAACGAAUCACAUCUAACCACAGGCGAUACUUCAUCUUCAGACGAAGAGGACAAUAUAAGAAUAUCACCAAAGCACACCCAAAACCGGACUAUAAUAACAUUUAACAUGACCUCUUCAGCCACUAGUGACUCAACUGUGAAGCAUAAAUCCAAUGUAAACGUGUACCCUACAAAUCAAUUUAUAGACAAGUAUCACGAAGGGGUUGAUUAUUUUGAUACUUUUAAGAAUGUAAUUGUUGGAGGUGACUUGGAAAAAGGAGGGUCUAUUAAAUCUGUGGCUCUCAUUGCAGAACAAAAUCUCCAAAAGAGAGUUGAAACUUUGUUUGGGAUUGACAUGUCGGAAGAAAGUUGGAUCCAUUUCAAAAAUUAUAUUCGAAAACUUGUGUUAGAUCACAACAACGAAGACAUCCUCACCACAAGGGGAGAAAACAUUACUCCUCUGAGCGAAAAAGAAACCGAGUAUUUGAAGGCGAUAUAUCCUCUUAACAAUAGCGACCCAUCAACUCAAGAAACAAUCAAAUGGGUUGGUCCUGUUGAGGAGUCAAGCAACAACAAAAACUCAACGAACACAAACAAUUCUUCAAGAGUGAGAUCAUACAUCGCAAAUAUUAGAGCUCUGAAAUUACUUUAUGGAAUAUCUGGCUAUGGAGAGAGCUUACUAUCCGACUCCUUUCCUCCUCUUUACUCUCCAGAAAAUUUUUCUAUUAUUUUUUCAACAGAUUCCACAGAUCAAGAAAAAAAGACAGCAAUGGAAAAUGAGAUCAGAAAUCUUGAAAUUAGACAAAUUAAUUCUGCUAAUAAGGAAGAAUAUCAGUAUAUACAGGGCCUAAUUGAAAAUUUAAGAGAAAAUUACUCAAAUAUUGCGUCAACUAUUUUAUCAAAACCUUUGAAGCUUUCCGAAGAACAUUGGAGAGAUCUCAAUGAACUGGUUGAAGAGAUGGAUCGAAAAAUUCAAGUAUGGAACACAAAAUAUGAAGAGCCAUCUCUUAUUGAAAUACCGAGUGACCAAUUUUCCAAGCCAAAGAUUGAUAUCAAAGAAGAUCCAACUUCAACAUUCGUGCCUUUGGAAAAUACCUAUAUAAAUCAAGUGACGAAUCCUACCUCAUGGAAGGCACCUCUUACAGCUUCCAAUGCCCUAGAAAUCGAUAACAGAGAUCUUUCCAAAGGGGAGAUGGAAGAAAUUAGAACCCUUAUCGCAGAGAAGGGUUUUUCCACUGAACCCCUGGCGCAAGGUGACAGUAUGACCUUUAAAAAAAUCGAACAGCUCACUAGGAAAGACACAGAAUGGCGCGAUAUUGACGAGUUUACUGUACUUCCAUUCACAAAUGAACAACAUGUUUUUGGAUCCAAAAAAGAUCCUAUCAAAGAGAUGACACUUGUACUGAAGAAGUUCAAGAAUGGAGUUUAUAAUAGUGUGAAAGGGUUCAAAUUUUUUGGAGUCUCGCCGAGCGAUAGUUCAAGAAAGUAUGACUGGGAAGUUGGUACGAGAUUGAAUGCCGAUGAAAAAGCACUGGUUUCUCCAUAUGGAAUUAACUUGGAAGCGUUCUAUAACUUUAUUAUCCAAAAGACCCAUCUCUCCACAAAACAUGCCUUAACAGAAUCAAAGAAAAUUGCCAGCUUUUUCUUUACAGAUCUUAAUAUUGAUGAAGAAAAACAGCCAUUGAGCAAACUUGGAUCCAAAAUUAGAAACAUGUAUCACACCAUCAUGAAGUCGGAUUCCUCAAUUGGAACCAUGAUUUUGAACGCUCUGAACAACUCAAAGUUGCGAUCAUACUACAUGUUAGAUAACGAAAAAAAGAAAUGGAUCGAGAACUCAGAAAAUAUUCAAUCAGAAAAUGAGCAAAUGAACAAUUUAGUGAAACAGGGCAUUACAAAGGAAUCUCAAGAGUCAUACGAUACUGGCUCUACGUACUACUUACAAAACACAUUUCAAAUUGAUGAAAAAAUUUGGGAACCAAUAGACUUGGUGCAAUUUGCUGUUGGAACCGAUGUUUUCAAGAUUGUGGAAACUCUCAAACGUGACGCCAUGCAAGACGCAUUCCAACAGUUGAAAAAUUCAGGCAUCAAUAUUCCCCACAGUUGCACUGUGGAUGAUUUUAUUUCUCAUGACACAUCGAACGCAAGAGCCAUCAAGAAUAAGCUUCUUCUUCCAAGAGUGCACGAAAUUAUUCAAGAACGAUUUGAUAAGCUAUCAUUAAUGCACCUGGAGGGCUCAAUAUUACAAAUGGAAUCCGAACUUGCCUCCAAAAGCAUUUCAGGAUUGGAGCCAACAGACAGUGAAAAAAAGGAUCUUGCACUUCUAAAAGAAAAAUUAGUGAAAGAAAGAGAACGAUUGAAACACAUUACGGAACCAACAUUUACCAUCACUCCUUUGGAACAGGCCAGAUUGGAACAAUUGGGUAUUUAUCAACAAUCGCUUAACGCCAUUACUGUGAAAUCUGCCAAAGAACAAGUGGAUAGAGAGAAAGAAUUGCUUUUGGAACGAGAAUUUAGAAUUUUAGAUCAAUUAUUGGAUCAAAUGAAUAGAGAGCAACGAAGAGAAUUACUAUCGAUUCGAUCCAAAGAUAACAGUGCAUAUUCAUUACUUCAUCAACACCAAGAGGCAAUCAAAAACUAUGCCAGAUUACGAUCAUAUUACAAUCAAAUUGCAAGAAAGGACUCAACAUUGAGGGAGUGGCAAUCUCUGACGCUCAAAGAAAAGAUAGCUUUUGAGAAAGAGUUCAAAAAGCAAGCAAAAGGAGAGUAUGAAGAUAUCGUACACUCUGUCACGAGAAUGAUGCAGAGUAGCCAGUUCGCCGAGACGUUCUCCUUUAUUGCAUCUGGGUUAGCGAAAAUGAUUGCCGAUAAGAAGAAGCAACAUACCGAGUUGGACAAAGCUCUUCUAGCAUCUUUAGACAAUGAAAGACAAACAUUGGCAAGCUUUACAAAAGAAUUUAUCAUCAAGAACGGAAUUGAUCAAAGAUAUAGAGCUAAACAAUUAGCCAAGUUUCGAAAGCUCGACCCAUCAGAAAAACGAUUGCGAGAAAUGUACAAUUAUGAAAAUUAUGACUCUUCAAUUUUGUCACAACCCUUAUCGAAUGGCCCAACUCAAAGCAGAUCAAAAACAACUUCUGAAGGAGACUACUCCAAAACAACUCACGAACUGAAACUUGUUGAAGAAUUAAUUUCAAACGAAUUCACACAAGAAGAAAUUCAAUCAUUGGUUUCACAUCACAAUGAGAUACAACACAACCUGAAAAGAGAUCGAAUUCAUUUGUUGAACAAACAUUCCUCGAAACCUACAGAUAACCUUCUCGUCAUUCAAGACACAGAGCAAGAUCCAAUCUUUAGCAUUCUCAACAUGCAGCCACGAGAAUAUUUGACAUGGGCGCAACAAGAACUUUUCAGAAAAUUAUUGAACACUCAAUUUUCAACACUUCUCACCCAAUGGCGAAGUAACACUGAAAAAUCUGUUGCACUCACCGUAUCUCCUCACUACUUGAAGAGUCAUGAUCAUCCUCUCAGUAGCAGCCAUAACUCAAUCAUUUAUGACUAUGACCGAUUGGUUUCCCUCAAUCAUACGAUCAUUCCAACUCCACAGAAUCAUAACAAGACAGAAUUGAGAGAUUCAUCGCGAAUGGACAAGUCCACUCUCAUUUCUACUCUUCAAGAACCCAUCUUUCCUGAAAUCAAAUGGAAAGGCAGUUACAAAGAUUUACAACUUGUCUACCUUAAACUUCAACUCGAACGUUCACAUCGUCCUCACUACAUUCGAUCCAUUCUCGAAUUUCACAACGCCAACACACCCGAACGAUUUCUUCAAAGAUCUUUCUGGAAAGGUGUCUGGAUGUUACCCGAAUCAUUAUCAAACUUUAUUCACACCUCUCAGCCACCUCCCAUCCUCAAAUUACUUCCUCCUCCACCUCCUAAAAAAGUUGAAAAGAAACCCCCUGUUCAAAUCAAACCCACUGAACCACCUCCUGUCAUUACACCAAUCAUUCCAACACUUCCAGUGCCAACCAUUCAAACUCCACCACCUCCUGUGACACCAACCAUAAUUCCACCACAAAUGCCAUCCAUUCCUCGAAUGGUUGUUCCAGUGCAACGUGUGCCUCCUCCAACUCCAACACCACCACCCAUUCAACCUCCUUCACAACCUUCAGUCAUUCCACAGAGACAAGCUGUAACUGUUUCUCAAAAUCCAAUCUAUCCCAGAUAUUUGUUGAAUGAUUUGAAUCGAAGACUUUUUCAGUAG